AUGCCAGAUACAAUAAUAGAAAGUGUCCUUACCGGAAAAUUAGAUGCUACCUUACUAAUAAAGUGGCUCAACAACGAAUCUUUAGAGGAUACACCUGAAGACUGUAUAUUGCAUUGCUGUAAUAGGAAUGAGUUUGUGACCUGUUUUUUGUCGUUUCUACGCACUCAGACCGACAGUAUACUACAAACCAAUAGCAAUGCCGUCCAAAUCCUCCAGCACAGUACUCCUGAGAAACUUCUCAGCAAUCGUCGGCAGCACCACAGAUCAGUCUCCGACCCAACAAGCGAAGACCACCACACCACCAUGGACACUCUUUCUGUCAAGACAGAUCGUCAGCGUUCACACGAAUCACCAAGUAAAGACCGUAAAAGGACCGGUAGAAGAGUCAAAACAAAGCUCUUUGCUGAAGAGAAAUUAAACCAAUCAAUAUCCUCAGAUGAAUCAAGAAUUAGCCUUAAUGUAGACAGGAUGGCAGUGUCCAGUACACCUUUAAAAAAUGGUUUAAAAGCAUCUGAAUAUCCAAAUUUACCUUUAAGUAGUCCAGUUACUCCAAAAAGUUUUGUUAAAGAGCACCAUGAAAGAUGUGAUACACCAAGAUUAAGUCAUAGACUCUCCAGGACUCAGGAGAAGAACUGUCUCGGUGACUAUAUGGUUAAUGUUCAGAAGAGCUCCAAAAAGAAAAGAGAUAAAAGAAUUUCGUCAGACAAUGAUGACAGCAAAUUGGAAUUAGAUUUAUCAAAUUCGGAUAUGUUUCCUGAGAUUGGUGCAAGAAAAUCCAGUUCUUUGCGGUCAGAGAAACGAAGAAUUAAACCAACAAAUAUUGAUAAAUCUCAGAAAAGUUUAUCAUUGAACAGUUUUAGUGCUGAAUCAAUACACACAUCACCUUUACUUUUAGAAGAGAAUUCAGCGUUUAAACAACAAAAGAUUCAAUUGAAGGAAUCAAGUAGCUUUGAAGUUGAAAGAAACAUUUUAAAACAAGAGAGGCACAAGUUAAUGGAAAAAUUCAACAUUUUAAAUACAUCUUUACCUCAAAAGCCUUUAAUGUCGCCUCAAAUUAAAAUAGCCCAAAAGAAUUCAAUGGAGAAGAAUCAGAGUUUUAUAAAAAGCGAUACCUCUAAAGUCGUUUUUAAGGAGAAAAUUGAUUUACUAGUUGAUAUUUAUGAAAUUUUAUUAAAGAAUAACUUAAUAAUGAGUGUUAAUACGGAAAUUUAUUUCUUGAUAUCCAUUUUAAUAUCCAAGCAGUAUGAAAGUGAUUAUAUAGCAGUGGAAAGUAAACUAAACGAGGGUGAAAUGGGAUUUUUAUUGAAGACUAUACACAAUAGCACAUAUUUUGCUGUCAAAUCACUAUGGCAUCAAAGGAUGAUUCUAGAAGUUACCCUGGAUAAGACUUCUUUAAAAACUUUAGGGGAAAACAAGAAAGUCCGUUCCUUCUAUCCAGCACUGGCCAAGUUCCUUCUAAACUGUUAUGGCCUUAGAUGUGAAGCGGAAAACACCCAAGACAGAUCUAGACCUGCGGAGCAUCAACAAUCAAAUGGAGUCAUAUGUUUCAACCUGGAGACAGAUAAUGCGGAGAAUUUCCCAUCAAUGCUCAGCUUUCAAAAUUUUAAAAAGCAAAGGGAUAUGUUUUAUGAGAUUCAAAGAUGGUACGUGGACACGUGUCGCUCGGGCGGGUCCGUGUCGUCGCUGCGCGCGCGAGCCAAGGCGCUGGUGGCCGGUGGCGCCGCGCCCGCCAACCACGCGCACCUCGCCGCGCUGCUCGUGCAACACAUGCUGCAACACUGCCUGCCCACCUCACAGCAAGAAUCGAAGCUAAGUAAGCUGCAACGCCGUUUAACCUGCCCCACCGCAUCAGAAUCCCAUCGACUGCCACACUUCACUGCCAACGAAAUAUUUUACAAAGAAUUCAUAAUCAAUGCUGAAUCAGAUUCGUUCAGAUCACACCUCCGGGACACGUUGGCUUCAGAAGUAACAGCACUGGAUGCUGCACCCAUGGCACCGGAGGACAGAGGGAAUUCCAAUAUAGACAUCACAAAGGAAUAUCUUCUCCUAUCCAAGAAGCUGGCUCUCCUGUCAAAGUUUCUUGGGUUCCUGACGUCACUACCAUACUCCCAGGUCAUAGAGCACAGCACUAAUAAGCGAACCAUCACCAAAACUAUACAAAGUGACAUGAGUUAUGCAGCCCCGAAGGAGAAGGUUCAUGAAAAUGAUCUGGCUUUGAGGAAUUAUAGUCAACCCAGCAUAGAUUUACAAGGAAUGUUAAAGAAUGCCAUUGAAAAUGGCCGCCUCUCAAUCACCGUGCCGUGGAUAGCCCACUAUUUGUCAAUGUUAGAUUACACCACACUACGAAUCAAAUAUUACCAAAAUCUACUAAAAGUCAUAUUCGAUAUAUACACAAAUCGACUAAAAAUUACCGAUUCAUACUUUAAAAAAAACACAGUAAUUUAUUUAAAAUCAAUAUUAGGCUGGCUUUUCGAUUUACCGCAUUUUCCUCAAGAACUAUUUUAUGAAAAUCGACUAAGCAAUAAUGUUGUGAUAGAUAUGAGUAUUGAUAGUUGUGAUUUAGUCGAUGAAUCGAUUAUAAUCGAGUUGUGUCCGCAUUUGAAGGACUUGAAUGUGUUGUUGUCUACAUGUAGAGUAUCCCAAGAGCAGAAAGAGAUGGGUAGCUACAGGCAUAUCACGCCGGUUAGCUUGACUUUAAACAACGAAGAUCGGAUCAAGAAUAAAGAGAAAGAAUUACAGGCACGCCUGGAAGAAGAGUUCCUGAAGAGUCAGCCGUCGUCCACCCGGCGAGUGUUGGAGCUGGUGAUAGAGCGCGUGACUUCGGCCGUGGUGCGGGAGCUCAGCGCCAGGGCCCUUGUGGCGGCCCGAGACAGUGCUCGGGAACACGCCCUCAACAGGACCAAGGGACACUCCGGAGAUCAGACGGCGCUGCUGGUGUCGCUGCAGCAGCUGUACCGCGACCAGCUCCAGCAGCUCCGCGGCGUGGCGCUGGCCACCGCUCGCGCCAACAUACAGAGUCGAGCGGAGAACGCAGUGUCGUCCCUGCUGGCGUCAGCGCCGCUCCCCCUCGUGUCGCUGGUGGUGAAAGCCUCCAUGAGCCGCCUCACCAAGUGGAUCAAUGACAAUUGGAACAGCACCGCCGUUCUGUGCAAAGACAUAGAGUCUGAAAUGAAAACGUUCCUCGCUCUCGGCCCAUUGGCCACGUGCACCGCGCACAAGGCCGCGUGUGACGUCACCGCGAUGACGUCACUCGCCCAAGUGUUCGAAACCAACAACGUCAGUCCUGCCAUUUGCAUGGUUAAUUUAAAGGAGAAAACAUGUCUCCUGCUGGACGGCGAAGACCCUGGAGACCUGACGUCCACGAUAUCUAUGUGUGUGCUGGCCUGCUCCCCCAUCAACAUCUUCAACCGCGCCCCCACGCAGAGGGCGCUGCUGCAGCUCUCUGUGGACUUGUGUGUUGUGUACGUAUCACGCAAACCAUUAGAGGUAACAGACGCCUUCCUCUCUUUACUCCACACACUGUGGAACGUGUGCUGUCCAGAUCGCAAGCGUUCUCCCUCUCAAGACCUCUUCCUCCCGGAGCGGAGGGAUAUAUCACCGGACUACAGGAACUUUGACAGCGAUGAUAGAGCUGUCACACCUGUCAGUGAUGAGGAACAGGAGCCAUCGAAGGUCUUAAAGCUUCAAGACUUGAAAAUUAUGAAUAAAUCACCAAGAUCACCGAAGGCACCCUUAUCACCGAAUACGCAACAUUUCUUUGGACCAGCGCCGAGAUCGCCAAAUUCUCUAUCUCAAGGCCCCAGGUCACCGAACACCGUCAACCAGAGGUCAAGGUCACCAAGCAUGUUCAAUCAGAGGCCAAGCUCACCGGUCCCUUAUCAAUCACCGAGAUCACCGGUCUCUUGUCACCCACCAAGGUCACCGGUCUCUUGUCACCCACCAAGGUCACCGAUCUCUUGUCAGCCACCAAGGUCACCGAUCUCUUAUCAGCCACCAAGGUCACCGAUUUCUUGUCAGCCACCAAGGUCACCGGUCUCUUGUCAGCCACCAAGGUCACCGAUAUCUUUUCAGCCGCCAAGGUCACCGAACUCUUAUCAUCCCCCAAGGUCACCGAAAUUUUUUAAUCAGAGUACUCCAUACUCCAAGGUCUCCAAACCAGCUAACCAACCAACUAUAGAGACCGACGACAACAUAUGCUUGGAGUUCUUCGACCGAAUCCUAUGCCCUCGCAACAUCAUGCUCCUCAGCAGUUCCAAGACACCAGGAGUGUGGGAAGCCAUGGCCACGGUGCUGGUCUUCCUUCUCCAGAACGACUAUUUGAGCGAGGAUUCGUUAACGGAACAGUGUCUGGCAGUGUAUAGACAAGAUUGGGCUCAGAACGUUCUAGAAAGCCUUUCGACAUGUAUGAAGACAGUAUCUGCACGCUGGUCAAGAUCUUCGACAGGGAAAUUCACUUUAUUCUUAGAUUUCCUGGCGGAGUACUGCGGCAACAUGGAUUAUGAACCUAUAGACUAA
Arctia plantaginis is the source of this 4515-nucleotide messenger RNA. Lineage: Eukaryota; Metazoa; Arthropoda; Insecta; Lepidoptera; Erebidae. The record is from the annotation of a GenBank genome assembly.